AUGUCCAUGUACGUCAUCGUCGUAUCCGCUGGGAAGGAACAAACAACCGGCAACCUCGAAGAACUAACAAAAUUUAGUACAUUCACCCAGCCGACCGACUACCCCGCUGCGCUCCUAAAACACCGCGUCGCUUCCCCCAAACAUCUAUACAUAGCCGCAUCAGAAGCAGAUAAAGUUGCCACCAGUCUCGGUAUACCGCAAUAUGGCAGAUUCAGCGAAUACACCAAGUCGAACAUCGAAGCGCACUUGGCAAAUAAGCGAGAGGGCGAGCACAGCACAUCUGGCCUAGUUUCUACAUAUCGGAGUGAAGAUGCGGCAUUGUAUUCGAAAGGAAGACUGGGCUCCGAGAAGAAAAGUGUUUUGGCGCUGUGUGUAAAAGACAUGACGCCAGUGUGGCUAGUGAUAGGAAAAGGUCUUUAUGUGCCCGCUUGGGUUGAACAGAAUACCGGUAAUCAUGGGACUGUGAAAGACGAUGGAGUCUGGGUCUGCCUUCUUGAAGCGAGGAUCGUAUUGGGUAUAGAUGAGAAACUAGGCGAGGAGGAAGAGUGGCUUGCUUGCCAGCCUGUUGUACGACAAAAGAUCAGCCAAAGUACAAAGAUAUCCGGUAGCAAUGCGAAAGAAAUUGUCGGGAAGGCAUUUGGCGAGCAAGAAAAGGAAGAGGGCGAGGAUCAAGCGAGAAGACAACCCGGCACACGAGGAGGGCGGGAUCAGGCGAGCCAUGCAAAGCUCAGAAGAAGCCCAUCAACGAGUUCCCUACCUCCCCCUCAUAUCCCCGCUCGGAGAAGCUCUUUAAACUCUUUCUCCCUCAAAGUGGCCGGCUCAACUGAAAGCAGUGCUGAGCCAAGCUCAAAGCUCAAGGUCACCACUCGCGACGCGACGAUAUCUCUCACAAAUGCCGACCAACAACGUGCUACAUCACUAAUGAAGUAUGCGCUACUAGUUGCGCACGGAAAAAGGAUCGAAGCAGAGGAAACGUGGCUACUGGACACAAUACCCCUCAGUGAGAGCUUGUCUCAAGCAGGAAGCUUGCAUACGAUCCGUGAAGUGGAUACAGAAGGAGAAGACGGUGAAAUGAAACAUGAGAGCGCCCCCGAAGCUGACAAAAGGAGCCACAUAACACCAAUUGAGUCGUCAAGAACUUCUUCUCGAUGGAACAGUGAAUCCGACUUAGACGACGACAAGUCGUCACAACGUCACGCCUGCCCGAGCGAAGAUACCGAUUCGUUCCAGGAAGAUUGUAGGCGGACUAAGAGGUCCCUAGCACCAUCGCCUUCUCAGUCCAUGCUGAAUCACAGUGUUGAAGGAAACCGCGAGCCCUCAUCUCAUUCCCGUCGAUCGCGCCGCGAACUGCUCCUAGAACUGCAGUCCGAUGAGGACUCGUUACUGCGAGAGUACGCACGCGUCAGCCUACAAGCCAGUGGAGUCUUCGAUGAGCAAAGAAAUAUUUCACAAGAAGAUCACGCAGUCUCGCGCGCAGAGACUCAAGCUCCCCCUCAUCAUGAUCCAGCCGAAGAUGACAUGCUUCCAGCCAGACGACACACGCGGCUCGCAACUUUAGCACACCCUACAUCACCACCACACUCCCCGCCGCCACCACCAUCAUCCACCAUGCACACCACCCCUUCCUCCCCAUACACACGUCUUCACCAGAGCCCCUUCUCCUCCCAACCCAUCACCCCCCAAACAGGUCACUCAUCCUCGACCCUCGUAAACACCCCACCAAGCCUCUACGUCACCCCACCCAGCUCCCUGCAAACCCCCUCCUCCCUCCAGCAAACCAACACACCCUCGAAAAGCGAUGCUCUCAUGGCUCGCGGCAAGGGCCUUCGGGAGAAGGGAAAGGAGAUUCAGAGCCGGCUUGCUGAGAUACGGGAGCGACAGAAAGCCGGGGACAAGAGGAAGAAGGGGAGCGAUGUUUGGGGUAGUAUUGCGGAUAAGGAGGAGUAG
Pyrenophora tritici-repentis Pt-1C-BFP is the source of this 1947-nucleotide messenger RNA. Lineage: Eukaryota; Fungi; Ascomycota; Dothideomycetes; Pleosporales; Pleosporaceae. The record is from RefSeq and is a predicted model, not a curated record.